Messenger RNA from Symbiodinium necroappetens, 1538 nucleotides. Lineage: Eukaryota; Dinophyceae; Suessiales; Symbiodiniaceae. The record is from the annotation of a GenBank genome assembly.
GUCGCGCUGCCCCCGGCCUUGGCGAACCUCGCGGGGCAGCUGGAGGGCAGCAGAUACAGGAGAGCGACCUCUUCCUAGGCAGUGAAGCCUUCACGAAGAAUGAGUCUGAAAAUCUUGGCAUCAUCUACAAGUGGUUGGACGACAUCAUGCCGUCUAAAAUUGAGAAGGAGGCUUGGGAGGUAUGGUGGUCUCAGGCCUGGGAUUUGCCCGCACAGAGGAAGGUGGCCUAUGCGCAGCUGAAGGACUUGGCGGAGGUGAGCACCCUCGCCUUGCCCUCCUUGGCCUUCGGCGUCGGCCAGGCCUUGUACUCCUACUUCUGGUUCGAGGACAACGGAGGUAAGAUCGACCUGGAGGCCGCGGAUUUGUCCGUGCGCCUCCACGACCUGAGCCUGCAACACAGCGGCUGCAGCGACCUGUCCAUGGGCGUUGGGACGUUCCUCAGCAAGGUUUGCCACGAGCGGUGGCUUUUCCUGAUCAUGCUCAGCGCAGAGGUGGGAACCGCCUUUGCAGGGCGACGAAAGGACUUGGUGCAUGCUGCCUCAAUGCUGCAGCGUGCAAACCAGCUGUUCUCCGACCUCAAAGAGUACCCGUUCUUCAGCUUUCGCAGGUGGCAGUCGCUCUACGACAUCAACACGAACUCCCACGUAUUCCCCGAGGGCUUCCGCCAGCGGCCGGUAUGGCCCACAGCUGCGGUGCCCAUCGCGGUUUGGUUGGAGGAGAACUACGAGGUCUUCCGGCAAGAUCUCGACUUGAUCCUCAACCAGAGCAGCUUCGACACGCUCUACUUUAUGGGUCACGUCUCCAUGACGCAGUUUUCGGGCCGCCGGGAAUCCUGGGCGCCACUGAACCUGAUCCACAACCGGGAGUUGGCGCCUCAUGCGUGCGAGGUGGCGCAGAGGAGCUGCAAGCUACUGGCGGAAAGGCCUGAAAUCGCCCGCUGCCAUGCGAGGGACGUGGGUGCAGCCUUUGCCCGGCUUCAGCCCGGCAUGGGGAUCAAGCCGCAUCUCUGGAACGCACCCCCGAGGCUGGCGGUCCACCUGGGCCUCAUCACUCCUCCAGGUGCCACCAUGGCCGUGGGCUCGGAGGAGCUGCGCUGGGAGGAGGGCAAGGCCAUCCCAAAAGCAGACACAUAUAUCCACAGCGUGAAGCAUGAAGGCACUGAAGACAGAUAUCUGCUGAUUGCUUGGUUCUGCCAUCCGUGCGAUACGAUGCAUGCGGAAGAACGGCCUAUUCUGAGUUCCGCGGUGGAGACGCGAACUUCUCGAGCAGGGAAGGGCGGGAAGGUGCCCGAGAAGGCGGUCCCUUGGUAUCCCGAAGUGCCGCCAAACGAAGGCCUUCCCUGCGAAACGGAGAGAGAAACUGGCGAGAUGUGGGGCUUUGCACUGCUCUUCGUGCUGGAAGCACCGUCUGGAUCCCAUCAUGCUGCAUGCUAUCAGUAUCUCACCUUGGAUCGAGCCCCGGUAAAGACACAGGAGCUAGGCCCAAGACUCGCAAGUUCGAGCCUUGAACCCCCGAUCAGUGUUUCCUUCAACCAUUAG